AUGGCGGACCCUGUCGUCGCGCUCUUGGUCGAGCAAAAGACUCAGGUGGGAUCGGACCCUGCCGUGGCUCCCUCUCCGGCCCCCGUCUGGGAGGAAAGCGCCCACUACCCGGUCUUCGACCCCCAGGAUCCUCGACACAAUCCGGCCGGGCCUCGGUCAUCCUGGAUGAAUGAUAAUUACUAUUUGUUCCAGACUCCGAGCCCCCAGGAUUCCGUCCGCUGGAUGCAAAGCCUGCCUAGAAGAUCCAUCCAAAAGGCGCGACUAGGUCUGGGAGCUCUCCGCUCUGGCAUGCAGAGACGAACCUCUCGCUUGGGUGAACGGAGCGACUCUCAGGUACCCCCAACAUGGCGAGCUGAACCGAUUUCGGGGUCUUUAGACCAGCGGGAGGGCUCGUUCCCUUCGUCGGUCUCGGAUGCUAGCACCGAGGAAGACUAUGAGUUCGGUAGCAGACUGCAUCGCACCAGCUGCAACUAUUCCUCUUCUUCGUCUCGCGGGGAUAUAGAAAAGUACAUGAUGAGCAUAAGGGCUUCAAUCUCGCCUCCGGAAAUAUUUGUUUCCCCUAGAUCGACGAUGGAUCGGAUGGACCCGUCCGAUCUUUGUCUGGACGGAUGUGGGGGGGACGGUCCAUCGGCAAACACUGAUGAAGUGCGAAGUGUGGCAACCGGAGGACCAGGAGCGUCGUUUGUAGAGAGUCGUACUGGUUCGAGUCGCUUCUAUGCAAAUGGAGCUGCUAGUCGCCCGGCGGGUUCCAAUUCCGUCAGCCUGAUCUCACCCUCGGGCAGUCCCAACGGUUCAUCGCCGCCCAGUCUGACGGCCCAUGCCGAUAGCCCUAUCCCGGAGUCAGGGUCGCCGCUGCAUCAUGACAUGGCCAGCCCUGAAACAACCCAGGAGGUCGGCGACGAACCAGAGCAGUCAGAACCCAUUUCAGAAAGAGCCUGUGUUCCCAGACCGAGUGAUUCCCACGGUGACGAAGCCGGAAUGCCAACAGACGCGGUCAUAUUCUUGGACCAGCCACGCAAUGAGAGUCCCGAGGCUGCCAAACCCGAGUAUGAAAGCGGACGGGCAGAGCCCUUAGACACUAGCCCCGAGAAUCUCGGAGAGAACCAGCCAUUGAAUGUGCAAGUGCAAUCGAGUAGCAGCCACGCCGAACCGAACGAGUUGAAUGAGGACAACGACUCGCCUGUGGACCAAGCUGACUUCAGCGAAUAUAGUCACUUUUUUGGGGAACAAGCCCAGGAGUAUCUCGGGCAGGAUGUGCCUGCGGAAAUGGAUUCUAGGCGCAACAGUUCCUUACACCCACCUGUAAUUGCCUCCAAUGAAAACGAGGACAAGCUGUCGGCUCGAUCUAUUCGAUCCCUUCGAGACGAGUACUUCUAUGUCGACGGCAAGUCAGGCGGUCUCCAUCCAGAUCGGGGCCAGAGCCCUACAAAGGCUGAGCGACGGCUUCGAAGCGAUGGCAGUCUAUACAGCGGGCCCGGUUUGGACCGUAGCCUGUCGGCGCGGACACAGGACGUUCCUGAAAUCAUUGGCCCUGGACGGCCUCCAACUAUUGAUCUGCCGCUGUAUCACGGCGAUCGCGACGGGAGCGAUUCGAGCGAUGAAUACAUCGCGGCGACGUACCCCAUUUGGCAACGACACUAUUUUUCUUGA
Molecule: messenger RNA, 1650 nt
Organism: Aspergillus campestris IBT 28561
Lineage: Eukaryota; Fungi; Ascomycota; Eurotiomycetes; Eurotiales; Aspergillaceae
Exons: 3
Coding region: 1-1650 (549 amino acids)
Source: RefSeq, a predicted model, not a curated record